CGCGGCGAUCCCGACGAACCCCGCGACGCGCAUAGCGCGGACCGCUGGAGUGGCGGCCGCUUGGCGUGUGGCUGCGUGUCUCUGUUGGCGGCCGGAGGUGACGACCCGGGUUCGACAUGGAAGUGAAGGAUGCCAAUUCUGCGCUGCUCAGUAACUACGAGGUGUUCCAGUUACUGACUGAUCUGAAAGAGCAACGGAAAGAAAGUGGAAAGAACAAACACAGUUCUGGGCAACAGAACUUGAAUACUAUCACCUAUGAAACGUUAAAAUACAUAUCAAAAACACCGUGCAGGCACCAGAGUCCUGAGAUUGUUAGAGAAUUUCUCACAGCAAUGAAAAGCCACAAGUUGACCAAAGCUGAAAAGCUUCAGCUGCUGAAUCACAGGCCUAUGACUGCUGUUGAGAUCCAGCUGCCGUGUGCUUUGCAAGCGAGAAGAAAGAUGUGUGUGGCGUGCCCUGAGACUGUCUGUUCUUUUCUCCUUUUCGCAGAUGGUGGAGGAGAGUGAAGAACGGCUCACAGAGGAGCAGAUCGAAGCCCUCCUCCACACCGUCACAAGCAUUCUGCCUGCUGGGCCAGAGGCUGAACAGAAGAAAAACACGGAUGACGUGACGAUGGAUGAAGAGGACCCAGCAUAGAGGAGCACAGCCAGCCCGACCGCCUCAUGAAACUGAAAAACCCAGCAGCCAUUUCCCAGCCAUUUCAUUUCUAUCCCAACAGGCCUGAUAUCGUGGUUGGUUGGAGAAAUCACAAAAAUAAGCUAAAAAGAAGUACUUAUGCCUCUGGGAGAUGAAACAUGGUGAAGACAGACUGAGGCUUUCAGGGCAGAGAGCUGAAGAGAGGAGGACAGAGUCAAAGAGGACAAUGACUGUGCAGCCCUCUGUGGUAAAAAUACUUCUUCUGUGGCCUUCGCCACAGUUGUGGGCAGGGCCCCGUACACAGCUGGUGAAUACUUGUGUUGCCUUUGAUGGGCUGUGUCCUAAUUAGUUUCAUCUGCUUCCCUUGGAGCUUUCCCAAGCAGGGGUGCUGAGCGCUGUUGGGGUGAGAGCUGAGUGAGGAGAAUCCGGUUAGAUGGCUAGAAACUCCCAGAGCAACACGUAGUAGUUGCCCUAGGUUAGAAUGAGCCACUGAGCUUGGCUCACUGUAGAGGAAUCCUUUCCUCGAGAACAUCAAAGAUAAGAGCGGCCUGGCCAACCAACCCUUCAUCAGGUCUGAAGCCUCCUUCCCUCUGCUGGCAAGGGUGUUGUUGACCAGCUCACUGUUUAGUUGGAAAUGUUAGGGCACCAGCCCAUACCAGGUGCAAAGCAGCACAGCAGGCUGCGUGGCGGAGGCAAUGGAAGUACAGCGUCGGCCACCUUUCUGACCCCCUGCGGUUUCCUGCCCUGAGACGGGAGCCCUGGGCACACACCACCUCUUGAGGCCAGGUGAGCUUCACUUGCACAAGGGGCAGAUUGUCUGCAUCUUUUGAAAGGGCGCAAAUAGGGACCGAAUAUGAAGAACCAGAGGUUGGUUAAUAAGAAUUUGAAUUUGUUGGCUAUGGCAAGGUUGCUUCAGUUGUCCAGUUUCAAAUAUUAGGAUAAUUACCAUGUGAAGAGCUUGUUGAUAUUGAGGCUUUAGAGAGUUCAGUAGCUCCAGACGUGUGGUUGCCUUUGGGCCUGGGAAGAUUGCUAAAAAUUAAUUUCCUACAUUUGCCCUGCUCCCCAUUUGGGGAAGAAAAUGCCCACAGACAUUAAUUUUCCAAAUCAGUAUUCGUUUUGUUGUGAGAUUACAUAUUUUCGGUGCUAUUAAUUGGAUUACUUCCCAUGCCCUUGCAGUUACAAGAUUAUUUCAACCUCCCCACCACCCCUGCCAGUUACAGUUAUGUCAUUCUUAACCUUAUCAUCUGAGGAUCAGCUGAGACCUGUUUACAGAAAACUGGAAUUCAUGAGGCAUUUGUUUUUAAAUCUCUCUUCGGUAUUGGGAGUUUUACCAAGAACUGUUGAUUUAUUUGUCAAGGCAUCGUACGGGGGUACCUGUGUCACUGUUUCGUUUUAACCUUGAGUGUAUUCAGUGCAUUUUCUUAAUGGAUUAAUCUAGUUAAUAAUACAUUGUUUCCAAGUGACCGCCAAUUUUUGGUAUUUUUAUAAAUCUUUAAAGCGUUUGUUUUGCCAUGGAUGGAAAAAUAAAAUCUGACUUAAAAGGUAAAA
Messenger RNA from Ailuropoda melanoleuca (giant panda), 2184 nucleotides. It is a transcript of the gene CRCP, whose product is annotated as CGRP receptor component. The record is from RefSeq and is a predicted model, not a curated record. Lineage: Eukaryota; Metazoa; Chordata; Mammalia; Carnivora; Ursidae. Gene Ontology annotation, cellular component: RNA polymerase III complex. Gene Ontology annotation, biological process: transcription initiation at RNA polymerase III promoter. Gene Ontology annotation, molecular function: nucleotide binding. Bases 117 to 506 code for a protein of 129 amino acids. The transcript has 7 exons.